Messenger RNA from Eurytemora carolleeae, 1155 nucleotides. RefSeq lists its product as uncharacterized. NCBI's taxonomy places the organism in Eukaryota, Metazoa, Arthropoda, Copepoda, Calanoida, Temoridae. The record is from RefSeq and is a predicted model, not a curated record.
UUACUCUCCAAAGAAUAUUUCUUUGAUAUUUUAUGUUGCAGAAUUUGAGUUUAUAUCAGCUUUGGGUUCUCAUCUUCGCGGAAACCCAAGAUGUUAGGGAAUGCACCAACUUUUUCAGUCUGGAAAAUAUUCACUCCAUGUUUCUGAUCUGGCCAAGCUUCUUCGCAGUUUUUGUGAGACUCUUCCUCAUCAAGUAUCCAGAAUAUCUCAUUAAAGAAGGUACAAACAUGCUGGAGUUCUGCUACGUCUGCUUCAGUCUUCUCUUAUCCUUCUGGUUGAGCUCUCUCUGGUUCUUCUCAGAUAAAGAGUUCCCGGCAAACAUGUUUGUCGUCGUCUUCUGUCACGGGCAUAAGGUCAAGGAGUUUACAAAACCAAUUGCAUCUAAGGGUCGGCUAAUGUCCAUAGCGUUCCUGACCUUCUUCACCGUUACCUACUUCAUCACAUACAUCCGGGCAGUUCGCUUGUCAAGAACUGUGUUCAGAGGCAGUAUAAAUCGGGUUGGUCUACGCUUUAAGAGAAACAUGGUGGAUUAUAGGGAGUCUCUGUUCUUUUUUAUCUACCUCAUUACCUCCAGGAUUGGAAGAGAGGUAGUACUACUCCUGUUGUACAUCUACCGUGUACAGUUGGAACAGUACAUGAUGGAGAUAUUUGUAAUCUUCUACUUCAUCAAGGAACUCUGGUAUACAGUGUUUCUUGUACUGCUGUACAUAUCAUGUACACAAAAAUGCCAGGAGCUGUUCACACAGCAAAACAAGGAUUCUGAUUUUGGGAUCAUUUCUCUUCUGUCUAUUGUACCGUACUGCUUUCCCAAUCAGAGGAACACCAUGUACAUAAAGUGAGACUAUAUACGUAAAGAGAGACUACAGUUCACAAAGUGUGACUUCGAACACAAAGUUUUAUGUACUUAUAGAUAAAGUGAAAAUAUGUACACGAAAAGAAACAUGUGUACAGUGUACUGCACAACGUACGACUUUGUGCACAACGCUUGAUUUUUUUCAGGGGACGGAAGCGUCAUGUAUUUGUGUCUGUACCAAAAGAGUGUGUGAAAGAAAUAACGAACCGAAGGAGCACUGUACGUGUAUACAGUACAUAAGAAUCUCGGUAUUUGUACAGUCUAGGAGAGUACAUUUGUUUAUUGUUAAUUGUUUACUUAAA